AUGUUUCAACUUCAUCAGCUGGGCUUCGAACAACCGGCGGGUCAGCCUGCAGGAGCAGCUGCCCCGUUCUUGGGAGGUGCUGGUGGUAGUUCUUCAUCUACUCAGCACGACCACAACCAGCAGCAGGAGAUGAUCAACAUGGCCAGAAGUGGUCCCAUGUUGAUCACCACCCCGGACAUGGUUCGCUCAGUCCCCGAGGCUGCUGUUUUUGGGAUGAGUGACGAUGAUGACAACCGCGUCGUUGGAUUGCCG
This is a messenger RNA of Amoebophrya sp. A120, 252 nucleotides long. The record is from the annotation of a GenBank genome assembly. NCBI's taxonomy places the organism in Eukaryota, Dinophyceae, Syndiniales, Amoebophryaceae.